UUCAUAAAGUCAGAUGACGGAGCCUUCACAUCCUUACAUUACAGGUACAUUUUUGUGUUGCUUAUAUAUCUAUAUGAAAUAGUUAUGAUAUGUUAUAUUUGUUUUAUUAUCUGAAGCAAUAUUCUAGUGUUUUUGUCAUCACCAGUUUAAGCAUUAUGAGAUAUUUUAUUGCAUUGUCAGCAUAUGUUCUUAUACAGUUUUAGGUCCAUCAUGAAGCUGAAUCUUUUUCCUCUUCUCUGUCUGACUGGUCACAUCCACGUCACCAUCCUGCAAACUGUCCUUCACAAUUACACUCUGAUCAAAUCAUCGCAGACAUGGCCAGUGGCACAGAAUUACUGCAGGACAUUUUACAAUGACUUGGCUACUAUCGUAAGUAAUGAUGACUGGGUAAAGGUGAUGGCACUGGCAAAGGCAGGUACGACAUCGCAAGCCUGGGUCGGAUUGUACAACGACAUCAACAGCUGGCGCUGGUCCUUCCACAAUGUCUCGUUGAUAAGUACGAGUUUUAGCCAGUGGUACUCUGGGCAGCCUGAUAAUAAUAAUGGCAAUGAAUCGUGUGCAACAAUAGGGACAAGUGGAUACUGGUGGGAUUUUCCCUGCGCAAACCGCUACCCCUUUAUAUGCUACAAUGGUGAGUCGGUGUGUUUCAUUUUUGGCUUCAGAAACAUCGACUUAGCAACCUGUGCUACUAAAAUAAUUAAUCCAAUACUUUUACCAUGUUUCACAGGUAACUACACUGGUGUGGAGAGGUUCGUUGGAGUCGCUAAUCUUCAGUUGAGUUGGCUGGAUGCUCAGGCUUACUGUCGACAAUUUCACACAGAUUUGGCCUCUGCGAUCAACGCCACCGAUAACAGCCAGUUAGGUGGCGUGGCGUCACAGCAGGGUAUUUCUUGGUUUGGACUGUACAGGGACACUUGGAAGUGGUCAGAUGGGACAAAAGCUUCAAACCUAACCUGGCUCCCUGCCCAGCCCAAUAAUUAUUACAGACCCGAGAACUGUGGAAGGUUUAAUAACGGUCCGCUUAGCGAUGAACUAUGCACUAACAAGUACUAUUUUUUCUGCCACACCGUUAUUCCAGUGAGAAACAAGCAAGUCAUGAAACUCCAGGUGCUGUCGGAUGGCGCAGUGUUUGAUCCCACUGUCCAGUUCAUGACUUUAGAGCUGAUAAAACAGAAACUGAAGGAACACGGCAUGUUUUUCAACUCCACAGUGCACUUUAGGGUGCUGCCCGAUGGAAACAUCUUCUACAAGAAACGCCAAAAUAACCCAUGAAUUCUACGAUUCAUCUUCUGUACCUGUAGAUACCCUGAGCUAUGAUUGAUCUUCUGUACCUGUAGAUACCAUGAGUUACAACUGAUCUUCUGUACCUGUAGAUACCAUGAGUUACAACCGAUCUUCUGUACCUGUAGAUACCCUGAGUUACAACUGAUCUUCUGUACCUGUAGAUACCAUGAGCUAAUAUUGAUCUUCUCUACCUGUAAAUACCAUGAGUUACGACUGAUCUACUGUACCUGUAGAUGCCAUGAGUUAUGAUUGAUGUCAUUGUAGAUAUCACGAGCUAUGAUUGAUCUUCUGUAGAUAAAUGUGAGUUACAAAUGAUCUCCUGUAGAUUUAGGUUAUGAUUGUUAUAAGGCUGUUGAUUGGUCACUUGGACUUAAUGGGAUUAAUCACUCUCAUUUUAAUUAAACUAUGUAAAAUGUCAUUAAAUGUAACUAUAAAUGGACAAAAAAUACGAUGUGUUCUAUGAAUAUAUGAAAAUAUAUGAAUGAGCAAGUGUUCCUAAUAAAGUGGACAAUAUCUGUAUAUUUAUAAAAAUAUAAACCUGUCUGACACACUCUUUUAAUUCUAUUAACUGGAUUAAUGCACUAACCCACCUAACACUGAUAUAUAAAG
Molecule: messenger RNA, 1893 nt
Organism: Ictalurus furcatus (blue catfish)
Lineage: Eukaryota; Metazoa; Chordata; Actinopteri; Siluriformes; Ictaluridae
Product: putative C-type lectin domain family 20 member A
Exons: 4
Coding region: 184-1272 (362 amino acids)
Source: RefSeq, a predicted model, not a curated record